AUGAAUCCCGAUUUCCAACACAUCGGUGGUUGGGUCAACGGCAACACCAAGCGUGACUCCAAGCGCGAAAUUACAUCCCCCGCCGACCCCAGGGCUCCAGAAAUGCCCCAGCAGUCGCCGUCGUCGAAAAACAGAUCCCACAUGAUGGAUCGCUUUAUAGAAGAGGGUCCAAAAGAGACGCCAUGGUCGUCGGCCAAGAUGGGCAGCAAACCGUGA
Aspergillus chevalieri is the source of this 216-nucleotide messenger RNA. RefSeq lists its product as uncharacterized. NCBI's taxonomy places the organism in Eukaryota, Fungi, Ascomycota, Eurotiomycetes, Eurotiales, Aspergillaceae. The record is from RefSeq and is a predicted model, not a curated record. The transcript has a single exon. Bases 1 to 216 code for a protein of 71 amino acids.